This is a messenger RNA of Penicillium soppii, 705 nucleotides long. RefSeq lists its product as uncharacterized. Bases 1 to 705 code for a protein of 234 amino acids. The record is from RefSeq and is a predicted model, not a curated record. The transcript has 3 exons. NCBI's taxonomy places the organism in Eukaryota, Fungi, Ascomycota, Eurotiomycetes, Eurotiales, Aspergillaceae.
AUGUCGGCCAAGCGCACGCUUCGCUCCGGAACAGUUCGAGACAGUCCUCCACCACCCCCAAAGCGCCAAGCUGUUCAGAGAGCUAAUGUGACAACAAACCAGGAGUAUAAGUACGACGGAGUCCCUAUUUCUCUCAAAUCCAAGAAGAUCAAUAGCUGCUUUAUCGAUUUUUUGGACGUCGGGCUUGGUGUGGACAUGCCCAACCACACCAUCCUCCGAAUCCUUUUCGAACAUCUACAGCAGCAGAAUUCUCCAUAUGCCCCUGCUGGAACCAGGGGCCUUUUAUUUGACAUUCAGCCCGUGGGUAAUGUUGAUGAUAAUCUAAUUGACGCUGAGCUGAGGAUUAAUACCAUCACAUAUCAGGGUCCGCAUAUACGGGCGCUUCACACCUUGCAAUUACCCGUGCGCGGAAAUAAGACGGCCAGGGACUUCUUCCGUGUGAUUGACGAUACUAACUUACUUCCCGUGGGAUAUACUUCUACAAGUGAGGAUUUACUUGGUUGCAGAGACUUUAUAUCACAGCUAGUUUACCGCCUCGACGAAGCCGGGGCUAUCAGGCUGCCCGCAAAUACAAUUGUCAGUGUUUGGAAUAGCUUCAACCAACGAUACUAUGGUGAUGGCACGUCGAGAAUCGACGCUGUUGGGAAGAUUGCUUUCAAUGAUGACUACGUGCACAUAAGUAUCCCCGGUAUUGAUUAUGCAUAA